AUGCGUCAACUGGACUUGGAGACGGAGCACAGAGACCUUGGCCUGGGCAGCCGCAGUAACAACGGCGAGGAGAACCCCGACAAGCUACCACCACUCUCUGCGCCUUUGGCAGACGGCUGGUCGACCCCCGAAACCAUGAAGCCCUCGCCGAUAAACUGCCCGCGAAAUAUGGUCUCGUUCUUCGACGCCAGCAUUCGACGCAUGGAGGAGCAGCCGCCUGCGCAGUGGUACUUCGGCUUGAAGACCUUUGCCGCCGCCGCCGUCGCUCAUUAUGAUUUCCGGCAAGGUGGUGUUGGCCUAGGAGAUCGCGGAGGCCUCCGCUCGAGCUUCUGCCAAGAGAGUAAGUUCACCUCCGACAGUAUCAUGAAUGAAGUCUCCCAAGACUUUGACGACAACGACGAGACCAGAGUCAACAACAACAUGGGGGUUACUGUGCUACAUCGAAGCCUUAAACAGAUACUGCACGCAACGCGCGGGUCCCUGGAGUUCCGCAACCAGGAAUACCGGCCACUGCGGGCCUACUGCGAGGCCUUUUACACAUACGCGUGCGAAGACUGCAACGAGUCGCUCGUGUGGGCGCACGCGCAGCUCGAUUUUGAAGGGCAAAGGGCUUCGCGGAGUUCGGCAACAAAGGGAUGA
This is a messenger RNA of Colletotrichum orchidophilum, 639 nucleotides long. RefSeq lists its product as uncharacterized. The coding region runs from base 1 to 639 and encodes 212 amino acids. NCBI's taxonomy places the organism in Eukaryota, Fungi, Ascomycota, Sordariomycetes, Glomerellales, Glomerellaceae. The transcript has 3 exons. The record is from RefSeq and is a predicted model, not a curated record.